Molecule: messenger RNA, 15156 nt
Organism: Anneissia japonica
Lineage: Eukaryota; Metazoa; Echinodermata; Crinoidea; Comatulida; Comatulidae
Product: tenascin-X-like
Exons: 65
Coding region: 394-15156 (4920 amino acids)
Molecular function (GO): protein binding
Source: RefSeq, a predicted model, not a curated record
CCACCUGAAGAUGUUGUUGUGACAAAGGGUAUAGACAGCUUGACGUUUACUUGGGCAGCACCAAAGAUUGGAUUUUUCAGCAGCUUUGAAAUUCAAUAUUUGUAUUUUGUAUCUAUUUCUCGAAGCGAGAUUUAUCAUUUAACGUUUAAUGAAGAUGUACAGACAGCAACAGUCAAUGACCUUAUACAAGGUGCAAUAUAUUUCUGGUCUAUUUAUACUACAUCUGGUUCAUCUAAUGAGUUUACAAUCAGUAAUGCUGUAACUGGCUCUCUUACUUUCGAUGUUGCUCCAGCAGCAGGUGACAUCAUUAUUAAGUCAGUCACAGAGACAGUGAUAGAAGUGGCAUUCCAGCCAUCUGCAAGUGUCAGCGUUACUGGAUAUGAGUUGUCUAUAAUGGCAGAGGACAGUACCACUAGCAGCAAAAAGACAUUUACACCUGAAGAAAACAAAUACUACGUGUUCUUAGGGCUCUCCCCAGGCACUGAAUACACGAUCUCUCUAAGGAUUUUAGGAACCGGCGAACCUAAUAAAUCUGCUGUAGUCACAACAAAACCGCCCGCUCCACAGUUUGUACAGACAACAAAUUCAAAUUUUAAAAGUCUAGUUGUCUCAUGGACUGCUCCUUUAGACACCACCAACCUAGACUAUUACAGCGUCUCUUACAGACCAAAUCUAGGUAUUCCAAGAUCUCCCAUUCGUAUUGACGUAUCUGGAAAUCGUGUCCGGAGAAAUGCUGAUGAUACUGUAACAUUACAGAUUGAUGAUCUUCCAGAAAAUACUGUUUUUGACAUUAUUGUUUCUAGUGUCGCAGGAAAUUCCGCUCAAGACAUCUCAAUCACAGGUGUUACAGAUUAUUUGGAUCCCGGUGAAAUUUAUAUAACCAACGUGACUUAUAAAUCCUUUGAAGUAUUUUAUGGCGAAACUACCGACCCAUCGUUUGUUGAAUACACUUUCAAUAUUAUGGGCGGUAACCAAAUGUUGAUGUUAACACGCAGUGCUUUUGAUGUUCGCUCCUUCUUGGUAGAGAACCUGGAAUAUAGCACUCUUUACUGUGUUGAGUUAGAUGAUGGAGUCAACCCUCCAACCAAAAAGAACGUUACUACAGAGAUAUAUUUUGUUGGCGAAGUCAACGUAACAUUUGUUGAUGAGGAAACCAUAGAGUUCAUCUGGGAUGAUCCUACGCUCCCAAACUUUUUUGUAAGUUUUACGAUCGAGCCAAACGAAGGUACUGCAACCAUUGAUGAAACAAGCAAUUCUGGCAGCGUAUCCGGAUUAACGCCUGGAAAAUUAUAUUCUCUCUCGAUAUUCAACAAUACGGAAACUGAAAGAAGGUGGUCAGUCGUUGACGUCAGAACUUACCCAGUGAAACCUAGAGGAUUUGAUGGCAUUACACCAUUAUACACAAGUAUUUCUUUAUCUUGGUAUUUUCAAACGGAUGUAGUGUAUGACUCCUUUAGAGUAAUUUAUGAACCAGCCAAUGGGAUAGACCCAGUACCUAUAGAUGUAACAGAUACUCAGAUUACAUUAGAGGGACUUGCACCAAACACAGAGUACAAAAUUGAAGUCAGAACGGUUUCAGGAGAUGGGGAUAAUGAAAGAAUAAGCCAAAGAAGUUCUAUUGCAUAUGUUUCAACAGUUCCAGUUGCAAUGGGUGUAGUCCUGGUACGUUCUUAUUCAAAUGAUAGCAUCUUGAUAACAUGGGGUGAGAUCAGUGGUGAGAACAGCUACAUCUUAGAGAUAUCCCCAGUCUCAAGUAAUGAUAGUAAAAGUAUUGAACAUACCGGAGACCGACAAUUUGAAUUUACUGGAUUGACACCAGGUCAGUUGUAUAACAUAACUGUACGAGGUAACAACAGCUUUGAAGAAGGAUUUGUGUUGCAAAGAACAAAUCCAAACCCAGUUGCAUCUCUUGAAAUUACCAACACAUCUCUUACUACACUGACACUCAUUUGGAGUGAGCCUGAAGUGGAAGGAGGUCUUGAAGUUAUAUUUGGCGGCUAUGUUUUAACUUACAAAGAGAAUGGUGGCUUAGAAGUUAACCUUGGUUUCCUGGAAAGAGGAACCAUCUUUUACACAAUUACAAACUUGGAUCCAGCAACUACUUACACAGUUUGUAUUAGGACAAGAAUGGGAAGUGGAGACACGCAAGUGCAUAGCUCAGUUGUAACAGAUACAGAAAUUACAGAUGCUAUUGCCAAUGAUGAAAUCUUCGUAAGGAACUUCACUGAAAAAACCAUUGAGAUUCUUUGGGCUGAAAAUCCAUUUGCAUUGAGAUACACUGUUUAUGUUUGGCCAACAAGCAGAAGCAGAGGGGAAGGCAUGUCUCAAGACACUGGCAAUACAACAUCAGCUUUGACAGGUCUUGUUCCAGGAGAACUGUAUACAAUUCAGGUAGAGAUUGAUCUUGGAAAUGGAAAUGAUAGUGUGUUGCAAACUCAGUGGAGAACAUACCCAGUGAAACCUAUAGGAUUUGAUGGCAUUACACCAUUAUACACAAAUAUUACUUUAUCUUGGUAUCUUCAAGCGGAUGUAGUGUAUGACUCCUUUAGAGUAACUUAUGAACCAGCCAAUGGGAUAGACCCAGUACCUAUAGAUGUAACAGAUACUCAGAUUACAUUAGAGGGACUUAUACCGGGCACCGAGUACACAAUUGAAGUCAGAACAGUUUCAGGAGAUGGGGAUAAUGAAAGGAUAAGCCAGACAAGUUCUAAAACAUAUGUUUCAACAGUUCCAGUUGGAAUGGGAGUAAUCUUAGUACAUUCUUAUUCAAAUGAUAGCAUCUCUAUAACAUGGGGAGAGAUCAGUGGUGAGAACAGCUACAUCUUAGAGAUAACCCCAGUCCCUAGUAAUGAUAGUAAAAGUAUUGAACAUACCGGAGACCGACAAUUUGAAUUUACUGGAUUGACACCAGGUCAGUUGCUUAAUAUAACUGUACGAGGUAACAACAGCUUUGAAGAAGGAUUUGUGUUGCAAAGAACAAAUCCAAACCCAGUUACAUUUAUUGAAAUUACCAACACAUCUCUUACUACACUGACACUCAUUUGGAGUGAGCCUGAAGUGGAAGGAGGUCUUGAAGUUAUAUUUGGCGGCUAUGUUUUAACUUACAAAGAGAAUGGUGGCUCAGAAGUUAACCUUGGUUUCCUGGAAAGAGGAACCAACUUUUACACAAUUACAAACUUGUAUCCAACAACUACUUACACAGUUUGUAUUAGGACAAGAAUGGGAAGUGGAGAUACACAAGAGCAUAGCUCAGUUGUAACAGAUACAGAAAUUACAGAUGCGAUUGCCAAUAAUACAAUCUUUGUAAGGAACUUCACUGAAAGAACCAUUGAGAUUCUUUGGCCUGAAAAUCCAUUUGCAUUGAGAUACACUGUUUAUGUUUGGCCAACAAGCAGAAGCAGAGGGGAAGGCAUGUCUCAAGACACUGGCAAUACAACAUCAGCUUUGAGAGAGUUGACAUAUCUUGUUCCAGGAGAACUGUAUACAAUUCAGGUAGAGAUUGAUCUUGGAAAUGGAAAUGAUAGUGUGUUGCAAACACAGUGGAGAACAUACCCAGUGAAACCUGAUGGAUUUGAUGGCAUUACACCAUUAUACACAAAUAUUACUUUAUCUUGGUAUUUUCAAGCGGAUGUAGUGUAUGACUCCUUUAGAGUAACUUAUGAACCAGCCAGUGGGAUAGACCCAGUACCUAUAGAUGUAACAGAUACUCAGAUUACAUUAGAGGGACUUAUACCGGGCACUGAGUACACAAUUGAAGUCAGAACAGUUUCAGGAGAUGGGGAUAAUGAAAGAAUAAGCCAGACAAGUUCUAAAACAUAUGUUUCAACAGUUCCAGUUGGAAUGGGAGUAGUCUUAGUACAUUUUUAUUCAAAUGAUAGCAUCUCUAUCACAUGGGGAGAGAUCAGUGGUGAGAACAGCUACAUCUUAGAGAUAACCCCAGUUUCUAGUAAUGAUAGUAAAAGUAUUGAACAUACUGGAGACCGACAAUUUGAAUUUACUGGAUUGACACCAGGUCAGUUGUUUAAUAUAACUGUACGAGGUAACAACAGCUUUGAAGAAGGAAUUGUUUUGCAAAGAACAAAUCCAAACCCAGUUGCAUUUAUUGAAAUUACCAACACAUCUCUUACUACACUGACACUCAUUUGGAGUGAGCCUGAAGUGGAAGGAGGUCUUGAAGUUAUAUUUGGCGGCUAUGUUUUAACUUACAAAGAGAAUGGUGGCUCAGAGGUUAACCUUGGCUUCCUGGAAAGAGGAACCAACUUUUACACAAUUACAAACUUGUAUCCAACAACUACUUACACAGUUUGUAUUAGGACAAGAAUGGGAAGUGGAGACACACAAGAGCAUAGCUCAGUUGUAACACAUACAGAAAUUACAGAUGCUAUUGCCAAUGGUACAAUCUUUGUAAGGAGCUUCACUGAAAGAAGCAUUGAGAUCCUUUGGCCUGAAAAUCCAUUUGCAUUGAAAUACACUGUUUAUGUUUGGCCAACAAGCGGAAGCAGAGGGGAAGGCAUGUCUCAAGACACUGGCAAUACAACAUCAGCUUUGAGAGAAUUGACAGAUCUUGUUCCAGGAGAACUGUAUACAAUUCAGGUAGAGAUUGAUCUUGGAAAUGGAAAUGAUAGUGUGUUGCAAACUCAGUGGAGAACAUACCCAGAGAAACCUAGACGAUUUGAUGGCCUUUCACCAUCCUACACAAGUAUUGCUUUAUCUUGGAAUCUUGAAACAGAUGUAGUGUAUGACUUCUUUAGAGUAACUUAUGAGCCAGACAACGGAUUAUACCCAGUACCUAUAGAUGUAACAGACACUCAGAUUACAUUAGAGGGACUUACACCAGACACAGAUUACAAAAUUGAAGUCAGAACUGUUUCAGGAGAUGGGGAUAAUGAAAGGAUAAGCCAGGGAAGUUCUAAUUUAUAUGCGAGAACAGUUCCAGUUGGAAUGGGUGUAGUCUUCUUAACCUCGUAUUCAAAUGUUAGCAUCUCGAUAACAUGGGAUGAGAUCAAUGGUGAGAACAGCUACAUCCUACAGAUUACACCAGAGUAUGGUAGUGGUGGUGAAACUAUUGAAUAUUCGGGGGACCGACAAUUUGAAUUUACUGAAUUGAUUCCUGGUCAGUUGUAUAACAUAACUUUACGAGGUAACAACAGCUUCGAAGAAGGAUAUCUACUGCAAAGAACAAAACCAAACAGUCCAGCUUACAUAGAGUUUGAUGACUCUCUAGAUUCAUAUACAUCACUAUUUGUUGAAUGGGAUAGUCCAGUACCAGUCAAUGAUAUCAUGACCAUAUUCAGUGGAUAUAUUGUACGUUAUCGAGCAGAUUCAGGAACUGUUGUUGAUGUGAGGUUAAAUAGUACAGAGACCAAUUACACCAUUAUGGGACUUUCACAUAGCAGAGAAUAUGAGGUGUUGUUGCUAACCGAAAGCGAAGAUGUGUUGAGUGACGAAAUAUCUGCAGUAGGCGACACAGCGUAUUUAUCAGCUGAUGAGAUAGUCGUCUUGUGGUACAACACUAAAAACAUCACUGCCAUUUGGGGUGGUAACGCAUCUCAAGACGGAUUUGAAAACUACACAGUCUCUUUAGAACCAGCUGAUGGUGGGCCUUACAUAAUCAAUUCAGCUUUACAAAUUGCGCAUUUCUACAAUUUGAUUCCUGGUAGAUUGUAUACAAUUAGAGUUGAAACCGUAGUCAAUGGAACUGCCUUAACAACCACGAAGAACCAGAGAACAGUUCCUAGUAUGGUGUCAGUUAAUGCAAGCGUCGUCAUGGUCGAUUCAACAUUAAUCAAUCUACAAUGGACGCCUCCAGAAGGAGAUUUUAGUGGCUUUGAGGUCACCCACUCUCCCGCAGAUGGGCCAACUACUUCGAUUAUUCUUCUACCGGCCAAUGAAUUUUUUCACAACUUCAUGUUUUUGCUACCAACAAUAAACUACACAUUUGAAAUUGUCACCAUAUCUUCAGUACGUGGUUAUGAGGAAAGAAGCCCACCUCUCCAAGUUACUUUUGUAACAGGUGAUGUAACAGCAGCCGAGAUUAUAGUGCGUGACAUAAACAGUACUUUUGUCCGGUUCACAUGGGGCUCGGCAUCUGGAACCUUUAACAUGUAUCGCAUCACUAUCGAUCCUGUGCCAAACAAUGGAUCUGCCUCUUCUCUUGAUGUGCCGGUUACUGAUCAGAAGCUGGCUGAAUUUGUUAACCUUACACCUGGGCAGAUGUACUAUAUAACCAUUGAAGCAGUCGGAACUAACAUCAGUCUCGCAAAUCCUGUCCGGACUUACCCAGAGCCUGUUGGAUCGUUUGAGACAGAACACACUCUUGCAAACUACACUUCUGUAACCGUUACGUUCUCACCGCCUGAACUAGUAGAUGGCAUUGCAACGGUCUUUGACUUCUAUGAAAUUGUCUAUCACACUGCAACAUCAGUUCCCGUAACCAUGAUGCUGAAUAAAGAUUCUACUUCAUUUACUGCUACUGAUCUGGACCCAGACAAGACCUACUACUUUUCAAUUAUCGUUGUAAGUGGAGAUCUUAAGAGUGGUCGUGAGCGAACCAUUGCCAACACAACAUCCCCUGGACCAGGUAUUCUGUUUGUUCGAUCAGUGGUUGGCACAAGCAUUGACAUCUCUUGGGGUGGUGCAGAAGAUGAUCCAGACUUUGAGGGCUACAGUAUCACGAUCGUGCCUGCCGAUGGGAUGAUGGAUGUGGACCUCCUUGAAAGGCGAGCCAUGUUCACUGAUCUUACACCUGGUGAAGAGUACACUAUCUCCCUAGAGGUCACCAAUGUUAACCCACAACCAGAUACAUAUACUACAAGACUAAAGCCUGCACCUCCGACCUCUCUUGAUGUCUCUUCAAAAACCGAUACAUCAUUUACUGUCACAUGGGAGAGGCCAGUGGGUGUGUUUGCUGAGUAUCGUCUUGAGAUAUAUGGAUAUGAGAAUGCCGUUAUUGAAGAUACAACUCUAUCAAGCGCAUUCAAUAUCUACAUAAAGUCAAGCCUGAUUCCUGGUCGUAACUACACGGUCAGGCUAACAGCCAAAUCUGGAAAUCUUUACAGUGAAACAGCUACAGUGGUUGCUACAUUAGUAUCGCUAGAACCACUUCAGUUUGACCUUCUUAGCAGAUCAUCUACGUCCCUAACCUAUAAUUUUGGAUUUGUUGAGGGUGCAACUGAUUAUCACGUUUCAACAGACGAUGACGACAUUGUCCCCAUUACUGUCCCAGUUGGAAUGGAAACCUUUACCUUGAAUGAUUUAACUCCAGGCAGACUCUAUGUCAUCACUAUCAAAGCCAGGAUGGUAGCCACUGUCUUGAGAAUGAACAGCACUGAAGUUAGAACAACCCCUCUUCCAGUGGAGUCGGUCACUGUGAUGAACACUGGACUGUCCACCAAAGUUGAUGCAUCAUGGGUUCCAGCUUCUGCAUCUGAUUACACCAGUUUUGCCGUCUCAUACACAGACGUGGCUAAUGUGAGAACUGACCUUGGGAUUACUACCGAAUUGGAAAUGACUAUAACCGAGCUUGAACAAGACUCAACAUAUACACUUUUUAUUACGGUGGUUAGUGGAGAGGAAACAGAUACAGAGAUACGUAGCAGUGCUUUCUCAAAACCCUUCUCAACAAUGGUGUUAGAUCCUGGCCAGAUUGAAAUACAGAGUUUCUCAACUAUUUCCCUGACUGUUGUUUGGGGAGCAACAGACAACAAUGCAGCAACAUCGUAUGAUGUUGCAGCUCUUCUAGAUGGCGUUAUUGCUAAACAAAUGACUGUAGGAAUUGGUGAGGAAACAAAAGGAACUCUUGAAGGCCUUGCGACUGGAGUUUGUUACGCUGUACGUCUUACAAUCGGAGGAAUAUCAUCUGUAACAGAAAUUGAAGCGUGUACACAACCAAAUCCUGCAACAAAUUUUGAAGUGUCCAUAAUUACAUCAACGACAAUGGAUCUUCAGUGGACGCCUCCAGUGGGCAGCUUUGAUAACUAUCAGAUCACAUACAAAGUGACGGGAGAGACUGAAACACAAGAAAUGCUAGUUAACUUUGGCUUAACUACUGCAACCCUAACUGCGCUUACUCCUGAAACUAUGUAUGACAUUAGCAUUGUAUCACAAGUACAUUUUGUUGGUGGAUCUGUGGACAGUGAUUCUGCUACUAUCCAGAAAUCAACAGUCACUUCCCUCAUCCGUGUGGACUCCGUCACAACAACAUCCUUAACCUAUAGUUACGAACCCAGCGAGCAAAACACCAACGAUUAUCAGCUGGUGUACACACCUAACGAGGGCCUCCGAGAAUCUCCUGUUAGCUAUGCAGGACCGGUUACUGCUGGACAAGAGACACUGACGCAGCUGACUCCUGGAACUCUUUACUCUUUCUCAUGGCAAACUGUAAAUAGUGGUGUUUUCCAACAGGAGGAUGCUGUGGCUGCAUACACAAAGCCAGAGCCAGUGACUGCUUUACAGAUUACAUCAACCACUAGCUCCUCGUUGACUGUUGAUUGGACAGCGCCAACUAUUGGAAACUUUGAUGGCUACAAAUUAGCGUAUUUUGCCUUAGAGCAAGCAAACGAUGCUGAUCUCCUCGGACAAACACCCUCGCCAACAUACUUUGAAAAGAAUGUACAACUCCCAAUUGUUUUGAAUGGCUUGGCACCAAAUGUUAAGUACUUUGUACAGAUUAAUACAUAUGUCGGCUCUAAUUCACUUAGGGUUUUGAGUGAUCAGGAAGAUUUAUUUAUGAAUACAGCUACAUCUGAUGUAUUUGAAGCCUAUGUCAUAUCAGUCACCACAUCCUCUAUUGAAGUACAAUGGAGCAAUGCAUCAUCUGGAUACACAGUGGCUAUAACAAAGGUCAGCGAUUCUACCACAAUGUCAGUCUCUGUCGCAGAUGACCUGCUUAGCUACUUAGCGUCUAGCCUCGACUCCGGUGAGGUUUAUACCAUCUCAGUUACUGCAGACUUAUCAUCAAUGACUAGCACUAUUCAACAGGCAACAAAGCCACAACAAGCGACUGGAGUAAGUAGCUCAUCAACCACAUCAUCAAUCACAGUCAACUGGCAAGCUGGUGCAGGAAGUGUUGACGGAUUUAUUGUUACUUACAGUCCUGAUACAGGCAACCCAGUCCCACCAAUCACUGUCAUUCUUACUGCCACCCUUGAGGUGACAAUAUCGGGCCUAGAUGCUGAUACCAGCUAUGAUGUAACGAUUCAGUCUUAUGUUGGAACUGAAGGCUCCCGCGUAUUUGGAGAUGCUGUCUCAGAAAAUGUUUUAACUGAAUUACCUGAAGGGGCAAUGAUAAGCGUCAUCAGCACAACAUCCAGCACCAUCAAUGUGGCAUAUACUGAAUCAUUUGAGUCUGAUGUCACAUCCUUUACUGUCACCAUCACUAGCGAAAACAAUGUAGUGACCACAGACUCUGUGCCAAAAAGUCAACUAACUUACCAAUUUGAGGGUCUGCAACCCGCCACUUUCUACACCAUUUCUGUUUCUACUAACGGAGCAAAUGUAGAGUCUGGAAUGGCAACUACUAUUACAAACCCAUCGAACUUAGCUAACUUAACAGUCACAGAUAAAAGCCAGUCGCAGAUAAUGCUCUCAUGGAUAAGCCCAACUGGUGAUUUUGAUGGCUACAAUGUAGAAUAUACCACAGCAUCAGGCCCAGCUGUAAACAAAGAGCUUCCCUCCUCAGACACAUCAUUGUCACUUCAAGACCUGCUUAGUAAUACAGAGUACACAUUCACAUUAACAGCAUAUAUUGAGAAAUCUGGAUUUUCAAAGGAGAGUGAAGUAUCAACUAUAUCCGUCACAACAGAUGCUCUUGUUUUGACGAUAAACGAGCUCUCAACCACAUCAUUAAGAAUUACCUGGACGGCAAUCCCUGAUACUCAAUAUGAACUGAUUAUUGAUCCACCUGUCGGAAGCCUGAAUUCUGUCUUGUUGAAUGAGGGAACAUUUGAUUUAAGUGAGCUCACAGUUGGAAUCACAUACCAGUUCAUUCUAAAUAUAGUUGUUGCUGAUGAUCAAUCGAGGUUACUUGUUGGUAAAACAACGUACACUCUACCUCCGGAGCCACCAUCUCAGCCUGUCGUUAAUGAUAUAACAUCCACAUCAGCAAUCGUUUGGAUUACUCCACCUAUUAUCGGCAGUCUAGGCAGCCUCAGCAUCCUAAUCUCAGAAACUGCGCUGGGUGCUGGUGCAGGCACUCCUAUCGAUGAAACCAUUGUUGUUGCGAAUGAUGGAUGUCCCACCCUUCAACUCACUGGGCUAAAGCCUGGCACCAUGUAUACGAUUACGGUUAACAGUGUUAGUGGGAAUGCCAUGAGUACUCCUGUACAAUCAACAUUUACAACUGGACCAGCUGUAGAGGGAACUAUUAGUAUUGGUGAAGUGACUGCAACCAGUAUUGUUGUUUUCUGGGAGAAGCUAUCAAGCAAAACAUCCGGCAGUUACCAACUGGUUCUGGAGCUCAACAACAUUGAGGUUCAGAGGAUGUCAUUUGCAUAUGAUUCCGUUGCAGAAUACACAUUUGUUGACCUUAUUGAUGGAACUCAAUACGAGAUUAUUUUCUUGGAUGAAGACUCCGGCACAUCGCUUGAUACUACAUUUCAAAAUACUAGACCAAAUGAACCAGGUGAUGUUACCUUGGCAAUGGAAACUGGAUGUGCAGAUAUAGAUCUCACCAUUAAUUGGUCCCCUGCCUCUGGAAAUUUUGAUGGCUAUCAGAUUUGUUACCGACCUGUUGACGGACCGCAAUCUCCAAUCACAGUUUCUAGCGCUUCCUCGUCAUACACAUUCGUAAAUUUAAACCCUGACACAGAAUACACCAUUAGUGUUGCAGCUUACACAGGAACAGAUAGUAGGGUGUUAAGUACAAAAAAGACUUUGAUCAUACGAACAAAACUUGACUGUAGCAUAUCAGAUCCAGGGGUCCUAACGGCAGUGGCGGUAAAUGAUGCAUCUAUACGUGUAGAGUGGGAGUCUCCUUCUGGGGACAACUAUGAUGGCUUCCUCAUCACAUACACCCCGGACAAUGGCCAGCUUAGCUCAACAGUGUUUGUAUUGAGAGAUCUUCGUACCAUCUUGUUGUCAGGGUUGAUUUCUUCUGAAGAAUACACUAUUUCAUUGGUUACUGUUAGAGAAGGUGCAACCACAGAGAAGUCGAACGAAUUGACUGUCAAAGAAACAACAGAUGCUACUGCCUUUGGUUUGAAAUUGGUGAGUGCCACUGACAGUAGCCUUACAUUUACAUGGAGUCGAGACAACACGCCUGCCACUAUAGAUGAUUACACCAUCACAUACACUCCAGCGGAUGGUGAUUCAUCCUUUGAGUCAAACGUACAAACCUUUGGAAUUACAGGACUUCAAGAUGAUACGCAAUAUUCUGUUACGUUGCGUGCGAAAUAUAACGGAAAUAUAGUGUUUUCAAGUGAUAUCACUGUAAAAACAUUAUUGUCAGCACCACCAACUCCAGAAUACUCUGCCAUUGAUUAUGGAUAUGGUCUCCUUCAACUGAAAAAUCCCACUUAUCUGUAUGAUCAUUUUGAAGUUGCGAUUUACACUAUUGUUGAUAAUUCAAGAUCGACCUCACCAAUCAGCGAAAUGAACCUGCCAAGGAAUGCCUGCCCAAAAUUGAAUUUGAACCUGUUGCAGCCAUUCUUAAGCUAUGUUGCUGAUGUAGUUGCAGUCCUUGGCAAUGGAGACAAGAGCACUCCAAGAUCCUUCAGUUUUAGCACCAAUUCUCCUGGAAGCUUAGAUAUAAGCACAACAUCUGUAACGCUUGACUCAAUUGAGUUCACAUGGACACCUGCAUCAGGUGAUUUUACGAACUACCUUGUAAGGUAUAACCCAGCUGAUGGCACCACUCCUGAAGUAACUCUGAAAGCUAAAAAUGACCGUCGCAUGGUUCUUCAGGGACUUGCUGGUGGUACUUAUACCAUCCAAGUAGAAACACAGGGAAAUGAUAUGCAGGUGUCUAAUGAAUACAUGCGGAGAACAGAACUUCCUGCAGUCAUGGAUGUACAAGCUGUCGCUACAGAGAACCGAACUUUAAACGUUGACUGGACUAUUGACGAGAGUGGCCAUUAUUUCCAAAUCUGCUACCAGACACUGGGAUAUGAUUCACAAGUGGUGUACACCAUAGUUGGAGAGUCAACGACAUUAUUGAAUCUUAACUCUGACGCUGAAUAUUUGAUAUCUGUUUCCACAGCAAGCACCCUUGCAUUCAGUGACCCACAGUCUGUAAUGGCAGAGACACAGGAGUCUUUCCCUUGUGAUAUCAAGUCACAGACCUUUACAACAGAUUCAGUGACAAUUACAUGGGCUGCUGAUCCAGAUUUAGCAUCUGAUUACGAAGUCAUGCGAACAGAUCGAGAUGGAACGUCAAAUGCUUUUACAGAUACUGUGUCAAAAUCUGGCAAUGCUGCUGAGACCUACACAUUCAGUGACCUUACUCCAGGGCAAGAGUACUUACUCAAACUCACAUGUGGGACAAAGACUAGGUAUACACGUGCCAGGACCAUUCCCUUACCACCAACUGAUUUCCGAGUUGUAAAUACUGAACAAACUGCUGUGGAUCUUGCAUGGGUUACUCCGUCCAACAAUGUUUUUACAUACUAUCAGAUAUCUUACACUCCAACUGGUGGCAAUCCUGAAUCGCCAAUCAAUGCUGGAGCAGCAGUAACACAGCGUAUUGAUUCUCUUGCGAAAGCGACGCGUUACACGUUCAAAAUUGUAGCGUAUGCUGGUGAAGGGUCCCUGCAGAGGGUUAGUGAUGCUGUGGAGGUAUCAACAGUCACUCCAAUACAAAUGUAUGUAGUAAGCUGGGAUACAAGAACCAUUAGUGUUAAUUGGGACACCGUUAAUGAUAUGUUCGAUAACUAUGAGGUCUCCUAUUCUCCGUACGUUGAUAAUGUUGGCGCGUUGCCCUCACCUAGACCGGUUGGAACCAGCACUAGCUUGGAAAUUUAUGGCCUGUCCCCUGGAGAGGAGUACACCAUCACUCUGAAAACGUUCAAGGAUUUGAUGGAGAUUACCGAGCUUACUACCACAGUCGUACAACAGACAAAGCCUGCCUCUGUUCCUAGCAUGGACAUCAAUCAAGUCACAACGACUAUGGCUGUCGUCACGUGGGACAGAGCUGAUGGCAUCGUGGACGAUUAUGAGUUCAGCUACUCUUCUUGGAACACUACCGCCAUCACAAGCACCGUUGCAUUUGAUAGUGAACGGUCAAUGACCUUGAAUAACCUUGUCCCAGCCACUGUUUACACAGUCACUUUAGUUACCAUGAGUGGAAAUCAAUUUAGUGAUGUGUUAAGUAAAGACUUUUCUACAACUCCUUUACCACCUAAUAUUACUUCAGUAAUUGCGACAGAAAAUUCGCUUACAAUUGAAUGGGCAUUAGUCUCAAGCGUCAGUGAACUUCAAUUGGACAUCUCACCUCCUGGUGGUAACCUACCUGUUGUUGUUUUACAAUCCUCAACAUCAUAUCAAAUAAACAGUCUCGACAGUGGCAAAACCUAUACAGUGUAUAUACAAUCAAGAAUUUCUAACUCCGUUGGUACCAUUUACAGUGAAACUGUAAGCGUUGUUGAACAAACAAAUCCCACAGCACCUUACGAUAUCAUGGUACAGGAUCAAGAUUUUUACAGUCUACAGUUUAUGUGGUUGACUGACCCACAAGAUGUCGCCGACAACUACCGUGUUACUUUGGUCCGAAACAAUGAUGGAUUCACGAUUGAAGAAACAAUCUCCGGACGGACACGUUUUUACAAUGGCUUGCCAUCAGCUACUGCAUAUACUUUUUCGGUGUUUACAAAUUCUGGGGCAAAAGAGAGUGAAGCAAGGAGUAUUACUACCCACACUAGUGUGAUACCCCCUGUUAUUACCAUUGGCAAUGUAUCGACCUCAUCAAUUGAUUAUUCAUGGGUGGUACCAGUGACACCACAGUACGAUGGAGCUAUGUUCUCAGUCAGAGUAACAGGACCUUCUGGUGAAACACUCAAGAACACGGUCUUAUCACAGAAGUUCUAUUCGCAGGGGAUGCUGACACCAUACACACUCUAUAACUUCUACAUUUCUACAACUGUUGGUAACUUGAACAGCGGAAUUGCUUCCAGAGUAGUGACCACAGCCCCAGCAGUUCCUGAUGGUGUAAUUGACCUAAUAAUGGCCGCUAAAACAUCAAACCAAGUGACAUUGCAGUGGGCAUACAAUGGCAAUAUCUAUGGUGCAUUUGAAAAUAUUACAGUAAAAUAUAUAGGCUACCAACAGAGUGUUGAUAAUGUGCAGGAUUCUGGAGAAAUUGCAAUCACUUCAAGGUUGACUAGUUAUUCUGUGAAUAUUACAUCACUUACUCCGGGACUUACGUAUACGUUUGACGUCAGUGUUCACAACCACAUGUUUUCCAGUGAUGCUGCUAUGGUAACUGUUCAGUUGGUACAAUCAGCACCCCCGAAGCCAUCAGUGGUUUUGUCAUCAACACCCAAUCUGGACAGAUCAUCUACUAGUAUAACAAUACAAAUGAGAUCAGAUUUAUUCAGUACAGAGAAUGGACCUAUAAGCCAUAUAGUGAUAAUUGUUGCACAAGACGGAGCACAAGUAGCUGUUGCCACACAACCUUUGACCUACUUCCAAGUUGAAAAUCUGGACCCCAGGCCACCAUACCAGACCUCAGGAGAUCUGAAUGUACAACUUCAAAGUAUAGGACGUCGUAAGCGCCGUGAGGUAUCAACAAACACAUUUGUUGUUGGGUCGGAGGACUGCAAUGCUCCUAACGUCCCAACUUAUUGUAAUGGUGAAUUGGAACCAAGAACAGCAUAUCGAUUCUUGGCUAGAGCUUAUGGUAAUGACGGAUCAUACACGGACAGUGACUGGUCAGAACCAAUUACCACAAAUUCUGAUGUACUAUGGUUUGUCUGGUGUGCCAUUGCUGUUGGUGUUCUCUUAAUCUUUGUGCUUGUGAUUAUGUGCGCCAUGAUAUCUGGAAAAUGCUGUAACUCAACACCCCUUGAGGAGAAACUUGAAGAUGAGGCUCGCCGCAACAUGGUUUUCACUCCGAUUGAGACUGUACGUAUGGUACGCACACAGUCAGCAGCUGUGCCAGUGACAAAUGCGGCAGCGGUCCAGUCAUCGCAAUCCCAUCCUUUGUGGACAAGAAGUUCACGGUAA